AUGGCUAAUAAUAUCCCCGUUACGAAACAUCUAUCCCACGAUCCGGCGCAAGGCUUCUCUCAUCACGCCGUUAAUAUCGCCUCAGACCGAGAGCCCUAUGGGCCACCUGGUCUGCGUGGUGGUUUGCUCUUUGGUUAUGAUCAAAGUGUUGUGUCGGUGAUUCUGGUCAUGGACCAGUUUCUCGCCAGAUUCCCGCGAAUUGAAAGAGAUCUAUCCAGGCUCGGGCUUUGCGAAGGGAUUGCUGCUUAUGGUUAUCCCAUGUUGACGGUGGCCCAGCUAAUCGGGGGUGUUGGAAUCAGCAUGUUGUCGAUGGUGGCACCAUUGUACAUCUCCGAAAUUAGCAUGUCAGCUGGUCUUCUAUCUCUCUCUCUCUCUCUUUCUGUCUUUCUUUCUUUUCUUGACUGCACAUACGAUAUAGAUUAUGAUUACCUCCUCUCUCCUGCAGUUCCCCCCGAGUAG
Penicillium paradoxum is the source of this 459-nucleotide messenger RNA. Its product is annotated as General substrate transporter. The coding region runs from base 1 to 459 and encodes 152 amino acids. NCBI's taxonomy places the organism in Eukaryota, Fungi, Ascomycota, Eurotiomycetes, Eurotiales, Aspergillaceae. The record is from RefSeq and is a predicted model, not a curated record. Gene Ontology annotation, biological process: carbohydrate transport. Gene Ontology annotation, molecular function: carbohydrate:proton symporter activity. Gene Ontology annotation, cellular component: membrane. The transcript has 3 exons.